Messenger RNA from Cladocopium goreaui, 2031 nucleotides. The record is from the annotation of a GenBank genome assembly. Lineage: Eukaryota; Dinophyceae; Suessiales; Symbiodiniaceae.
AUGGGCUUCGGGCGGUACUUGCGUACCUCUCGAGUCCGCCUUGUUGUUCCGUGGGGCCGCCGCAACUUCAUGGCACCCUCCUAUGUAUUGGCCAUUGACCAGGGCACUACGUCCACGCGUGCUAUUCUUUUUGACAAGGAUGGCCAGGUGAAGGCCAUCGAACAGCAGGAAUUUCCUCAGUACUAUCCUCAGCCAGGAUGGACUGAGCACGACCCAAAGGAAAUACUUCAAAGUGCUAUCUCUUGCUCUGAAUCGGCUAUGAAUAAAGUUGGAGCUAAGAAGGAUGAUAUUGCUGGCAUUGGUAUCACCAAUCAGCGGGAGACAACUGUGGCUUGGGACAAGGUCACUGGUGAACCCCUUUGUCGAGCGAUUGUUUGGUUGGACUUGCGAACUGCCGAGACCGCUCGACAGUUGUCACAACACGGUGGCCGAGACCGAUUUAGAGCGAAAACAGGGCUUCCAAUCUCCACUUAUUUUUCAGCGAUGAAGAUGAGAUGGAUGCUGGACAACGUCCCUGACGUGAAGAAAGCAGCUGACGAAGAGAGAUGUUGCUUUGGAACGAUAGAAAGUUGGUUGAUCUACAAACUCUGCGGGGGUGCUGCAGAAAAUGUUCACGUCACAGAUGUAUCCAACGCCUCCAGGUAUAUGCUCAUGAACAUCAACACCUGCAAAUGGGAUGAAACUGUUUGCCGCGAAGUUGGAAUUUCUACUGUUUGCUUGCCAAACAUCAAAUCCAACUCAGAGGUGUAUGGUCAUGUGAAGAAUGUGCCAUGCCUGGAUGGUUUGCCCAUCUGUGGUGCAGUGGGCGAUCAGCAUGCGGCUCUCCUGGGUCAUGCCUGUUUAGACGUGGGCUCUUCGAAGAACACCUACGGCACAGGGUGUUUCAUGCUUCUCAACACUGGCAUGGAAGCUGUGCCAUCCAAGCAUGGCCUCCUUACCACCAUUGGAUACAAACUGGGCCCAGAGGAGAGGACGACCUACGCCUUGGAAGGUAGCGUUGCCUGCGCGGGGCGAGUGGUACAGUGGCUACGUGACAACAUGGGGAUCAUAUCCUCCUCGAAGGAUGUGGAAAUCUUAGCCAACAAGGUGGAGGACACAGGUGGCCUGACAUUGGUUCCUGCCUUCAGUGGUUUGUUUGCACCGCACUGGCGUGAAGAUGCUCGAGCAGUUGCUGUAGGCAUGACCCUCUACACAAGCAAAGAACACAUGUGCCGUGCAGCUUUGGAAUCCACAGCCUUCCAAGCAGUCGACAUUAUGGAGGCUAUGAAGAACGACACGGGCCUCCGGCUAGUCGACAUGCGAGUUGAUGGUGGAAUGACUGUAAACAACCUCCUCAUGCAGAUUCAGGCAGAUGCGCUUGGAUUACCAGUGCUCCGCUCCAAGAUGGCAGAGGCCACCGCUCUGGGUGCAGCAUUGGCAGCUGGACUGAGCGUCGGCUUCUACCACAACAAGGAGUCAGUGAAAGUGAUGGUGGAGAAGGCCGGUGGAUAUGAAACGUUCACCUCUACCACGACGUAUGCAACGCGACAAAAGAUGCAAGUCAGAUGGAAGGAUGCCUUGAAAAGAUCCUUCGAACUUGCAAAGUUCGAUCCCAGAUACAAAGAGGAUGAGAAGCCAAAGUUGCUCAAGAAGCCGCGCUUUAUCAAGCAAGGUCUCUGCGAUUAAACCGGAGCAGAAAGGUUUGAACCUACAGUUGAAGGUUGUGAAGCUGCCGGAGGUGGUGGAAGGGGAGAAGCAGCAUGAAGUCAUUUGUGGCGAUGACACUGGCACUGUGACACUGAAUUUGACUCCCUCGCAGUUCUUGCCGUGCGAGGCUGGCAAAUAUAUUCGCGUGCAAAAUGCCAAGGUUCGGAUGAACAGUGGCUACAUUCGUAUCGAGGUUGACAAGUGCGGCAAAGUUUCAUCGGCUGAGACUCCAGAGGCAACCUUCGAUGUGAACCUCAAGAAUGAUGUCUCCGCAAUUGAGUACGAGCUCAAGUGACGCGGUAGCAGGGUUUGCUAAAGUGUUGUUGUGCAGUAGGCGAGAUGCUU